GGGGACUUCGUUUUUUAAACUAAACACAAAUAUUUGGUCUUCCAAUCAUUCAUUCAGGUUACAUCUUAUAUAAAGAUGAAACACUGGCCCUGAAAGCUAGUGCAUUUUCAGGAUACUCAUGGCGUUUACUGUGAAGGGUAUUUAUCAGUGUAUGAAAUGUUGAGGCUAUCCUUUUCAUCCUCUCCUCAGUUUCCAUCCUUUAUUUUUGCUGCUUACAAACAAAUUGCGGCUGCCCGGUACACCUUUUCGCCUUUCUGCGGUUCGAACCCGCGACCUGAGGAAGCCGAAAGUCCAGAAAACAACAGCAGCACAGGUUCGGAAGUGGUGGAAUCGAUAUGCAAUCUGUUGAAGCAAGAAAAAUUACCAACCUUUGAACUUACCGGAGAAUCUGCCGUGAAGCGUCUGACACUAACCCUAACACCUGAACAUGUACUUAAUGUGAUUUCGGGCUUAAAUGAUGCCGAAUUAGGGCUUAAAUUCUUCAGAUAUACGAAAGCAGCCCUAAAGUUUAAGCACAUCGCCGCCACAUAUGACCACCUCAUUUCAAGCCUGCUCCGCGCAGGGCUUAACGAAUCUGCGAGGGAGCUGCUGGAAGACCUGAAGGAUGACGGCUACGACAUCUCCUGCAAGACUUUAAUGGAAGUGGUCACAAGCCUCGCGACCACCGGUAAGAUCGACCAAGCCCUGGAUCUUUUUGAAAAAGCCCCGGAUUUUAAGUGCAGUCUCUCUUUGGUCUGUUACAAUGAGGUUUUGAAUUUUCUGAUUGAGAAAGGAUCUGUUGACAAGGCCCUAGGAUUUUUCAAAUGUCAACUCUGCAAAAAUGUGAGCCCAGAUUCUUAUUCGUUUAAUAUGCUGGUGAAGGCGUUCUGUAGUGUUGGGGAAGUGAAGGAGUGUUUUAAGGUUCUAGACAUGAUGAAGAGUCACAGUUGCAGACCUAAUGAUGUGACAGUGAAUACUUUUAUAACUGGGCUCUGUAGGGUUAAUAGGGUUGAUGAAGGGUAUAGACUUUUGAGGCAGUUGCAUACUUUUAAACAUUAUAGGCCUAAUGUAUAUUCAUAUACUGCUGUUAUUCGAGGGUUUUGUAAACAGGGGGUGCUGGGUAAGGCUCAAAAAGUUUUCAAUGAGAUGAUCGAAUGCAGAGUCAGACCGAAUUUGGUGACUUACAACGUUCUUAUUGAUGGUUUCUGCAAAGAGGGUAAUAUUGAUGAGGCCUAUUCGAUGUUCCGGAAAAUGAAGAAUGGGGAUGUUGUUACUUAUACCAGUAUGAUUGAUGGUUACUGUAAGGCUGGAAAAACAAAUGACGCUAUUAUGCUUUUGCAUGAGUUGAGUGAGCGGGGCAUGGCUGCUAAUGCGUAUACUUAUUCGGUAAUGAUCAAUGGUCUUUGUAAGGAGAAUAGGUUAAGCGAGGCUCAUGAUCUAUUGAAACAGAUGAAAGAAAGGAGAAUUUUUGGUGGGAGUUUUAUAUAUAAUAUGGUUAUUGAUGGUUAUUGCAAAGUAGGAAAUGUUGAGCAAGCAAAUAAAAUUUUUGAAGAAAUGAAAGGUAGAGAUAGAGGGUGUGCCCCUGAUAAACGUACUUAUACUAUUCUGAUAUAUGGGCAUUGCAUGAAGGGACGGAUGGCUGAAGCUGUCAGUCUUUUUCAUGAAAUGUUUCGAGUGAGCUGUGUCCCUGACGAGGUCACUGUACAGGCCUUGGUAACUUCUCUUGUAAAAGCUUCCAUGCUUGAUGAGGCAAGGUCUGUAAUUUUUACUUUGUUAGCUAAGGGCAUCACCCCAGGGUUAUCCUCGUGUAGUUCAAUUAUUAAUUAUCUUUUCAGGCAAUGGAAGAUAGAAGACACAGAACAAUGGACAAAACUUAAAGAGUUUUUGGAUAAAAAAAGCUGAAAUUACCCAACAAAAUUAAUUGUCAGUGUUACAGAGGGGCAUAUUAUUUGGUCGGUGGCCACAAUUAUUUUGAGUCAGCUCCGGGCAUUUUGUAGAAGACUUGGAGACAUUUAGUUGUCUCUAUUUCUGAAGGCCGUAAAUUUGGACCUUGCAGUCCGUUUGGUAUACAGAAAUGGGCGAUGGCUCAAGGAAGAGGGCGAGUACGUAAGAGCAAUGGCUUUUUUCUGGCUAUUGUCUGGUUCGAUCUCCAAUCUGACCCUUACAGAUGGACAAUUGGUUCAUUAGGUCAAAGAAUUUUUUGGAAAACCAAGAGUAGAAAGGUUGGGGGGAGCGGCGGAAGGUACUAUUCAUCUAUUCAAUCAUUUGACUCAAUGCUUUACCCUUCUUCAAGAUUCUCAGUAAGCGGGGCUACACUUAAUCUUUUGUUUUGGUGUUUAGUUUUACACAAGUUCUAAGUGAAUGUGUGAUUGAUUAUUAUUAUUUUUCCAAAUAAUAAAUAUUGGCAAAAUCUGGGCUUUACUAAGCUAACUAAUUGCAGAAAUUGUGAUUGUUGUUAAAUUAACAUUAAAUAGUUAAUGAUAUCAGAUUUCCAUAAUCCAUGAUUUAAUUGCUAUUGUUUCUGGAUUAGACUCUCUGAUUUUUUUGUAAGCAUUUUAGAUUACCUCUCCUCUCCUCUAACCCUCUUUUUAAGCUAGUCCCAGUCUGCAACUAGUCAUUUUAUGUCUCUCUUAGCUCUCUUUAUCCUGAUGAUGGAUCAUCGGAGUGUGAUCCGAAACAUUUUGAAAAAAUCACAUGCAAUCUAAUCCAGAAACGAUAGCAAUAAAAUAGUUGUCACUUCUGGUUUAUUUUUAAUUUAAGAACUGAAUGGUUAGCAUUUAGUUUUUACACUAUAAAAAUCAUACAGCUAUUACAAGUUUCUGUUUUCAGAAAUAUUAAAAGAUAUACCCAUUACAAGUUUCCGCUUUUGGAAAUAUUAAAACAUACCAAAUAGUGGCUUCAUAAUAGACCUUUGUUCAAGAUUCCCAAUAAGCUGGGGUUGCACUUAUGAUAACCUUCAUGUUGGUUAAUAGAUUUCCACAAAUUGUAAUUUUGAAUGUGAAUAAUUUUUUUUCUUUUUGUUAUGUAUGCUGGUUAUAAUGGGCCUUAAUAAACCAGCAAUGACACGAGAGGUGGCUGAUGCCAAUUUGGCAUUAAAUAUUGUAAGAUUUAAUUGUGGAUUGAUAUUUAUUUAAGAUUUUUUUUGGCUAUAUAAGGUUGUUAUUUUAUUAAUGUUUAAAAGUACGAUCACAAGUAACUUGGAGCCACGCCCCAGAUAGAUUUUGAGUAGAUAAUUCCCUCUGAACAGUAUGUAACACUGCACUUUCUUUCAACAAAGCACAGACCAACGUUUGGCCUGCAGCAGUAUCCUUGCCCCAUACUUUGCAGUGUCUUUGAAAUUUUUUUGGUCUGCCAUUUCCACAGGUAGAAAGAUUCUUGGUGCUCUAUCUUCGCUGCAAAAUUCAAUCUUUUACAUUGAUCAACGCUGAUUUCAACAGUACCAGCCCUUUCCUAUGCACUAUUGCUGUAAAUAGAAGCUCUCAGGCUUCCCCUGCAUUGAAUGGAAGAUCAUUCUUCUAGCUAACUCCAAAAUUUUUUUGUUGAGCUGAAUUCACUGCUCCUUAGCUGAGGUGUUGGGGUCUGCCAAACUACCAAUAUCCGCAUCAAGUUGAAUCACCCUAUCCUCCAAAGAAAGAUUUCUCCAUUGGCUGCUAUAUUUGCUAAAUAAUCUGCCUGCCUGUUAGGCUCCCUGAAAACAUGAUUAAUAAUAAUAUGAUUAAAAUUAUUGUAGAUUUCAAGAGCCACAAUGCCUGCAAUUGCUAGCUGGGAGUUCUUCCAGUUCUCAAUGCAUUUAUGACUAGAAGGGAAUAUCCUUCUACUUCCACUUUAUCCAGGUGCAUAACCUUGCAUUUCGCAGCCCCAUGAUAAGAGCUUGGUAUUCUGCUUCGUUAUUGGAUCCUUGAGGGAUGGGUUUUUUCAUCCUGCAAAUAGUUUCUCCUUUCCAAUUUCUGAUUAGGCUUCCAGCUUCUGAAACUCCUGGAUUCCCUCUGGAAGCACCAUUGUAAUUCAACUUGAACCAACCCUCCUGUGGUGUUUUCCAAACUGCUUCCUUUAAUCUCUGAGACUUCGUUCCUCCCGGACCCACCACUUGAGUAGCCUUCAAACCAAACCAUACUUUUCUCCUGUCAGCAUCCCAAUCUGUAAAGAAACAUCUCAGAUUCAUGUCCCUCUGACUGCUGUUUGCCAACUCCACUAUCAAGGCUUCUAUUUUAUUCAAAAGGGACAGCAACUCCAUUUCCUUUUCUUGAAAAAUUCUUCUAUUUCUUUCUCUCCAUAGUUCCCAUAAUAAAAUAGAAUGGCUUAUUAUCCAUAAGCUUGAAUAUAAUGCCUUCCUUUUUAAAAAUGGCCAAGAUUUGAACAAAUCUACCAUAUCAUUCGGAAGAGCUCCUACCCAACCAAAGCCUUGCACAAAGCCAAUGCCAGCACCUAUUUAAGAAUAAUUUUUACCAUGUAUUGCCUGCACUAGAAAAAUAUGCAGCCAUUGGUAGUUUUCACUUUGAGAAAUACAGCCAUUUUAAGUUGACACUAAUAGAAAAAUCGAAAGGGCACAGCCAUUACUAGUUUUUACUUCUAGAAUUGCCCCCAUAGUGCUGUGUGCUUUUAACUAAAAGCUUCCAUGCGGAGAAGCUUUGCCUAACCUCAUUCACUUCAACGCAUAUGAGCUAACAGUGCUGCCUUCAUGCUAUAGUGGCAAUAAAUUUCUUUUGAAAGAAACAUGACAAUUUGGAGGCUAAGUUUAUCUGACAGAAGGCAAAAUUGCAGAGGGACUUGUAUUUGUGUGAAGAAAGGAAGUCAGAAAAAAAGGAAAUGAUGAUGUCCAAAAGUUAACUAAAGUAUUUGAUGCAGGCACUCCCCUGUUCUCUGUUAUGUAAGCUAUUAACUCAAUAUUGAUAAAGAAACAAAUGCAGCAGAUUAAAAAAUAUAGCAAAAAAACAUGGAAAACAGAUAGUAUGCCUCAAAGUUCAAACCAAUGGAAAACACAGAAGAUGUCAGUAAAAUGGAUGGAGUUUUCUUGACCCUGACUAAUGGAAGCAAUCCUAAUAUCUUUGCAGAAUCUUGUAAUCUCCUCUUAUGCUUAGAGUACAUGGGCAUGGACCAUUCUCUCCACAAAAUGUAUCCCCUAAUAUGCCAUCAUACUUUAUCAUGACAGUCAUUUCCUAUUCUUUUUACGCUUUCUGUCAUACUUAUGAAAUGUUGGAAAAGCAUGAAAUUUGUGGCUACCACCAUUUUUAAUAUAACUGCUUUUCGCCUCGGAUAAGUGUGCAGGGAAUUAAGAGUUGAAAAAGCAUUUUCACUUUUUCAAACUUUGAAAUGUCAAAAUGCAAGCCAUUUUUUUUUAAAAUUUUGUGUUCAAUCCAGAGUAAUAGCAGCAAAAUAUUAUAAUCGCAGAAUCCCCUGUUCAUUUAGUUGGUGUAGUGAUAAGAUGUGAUUGAGACUCCCCAACGACAUCAUUGUCACUUGCAAUGAAAAUGAAGGGCUUAAGAGCUUAAUAUAAGAAAAAUAAGAUAUUAAUGCUGUUGCAAAGGUACAUAAGGACUAGUUUUAUACAAUAUCUCUGUUUUGAAUGCCUUUUUCAGUAUCCUUUACAGCUAUGCUUUCAGCUCUGCAUAUCUUCAUGGUGAACUUUUUUGAAAUGUUUUCUUGUGUCAAUGGGAGUGGACUAAAAGGAGGCUUUAAUGUGGUUGCUAGUAUACAUGUAUACAAAGUUCAUCUGUUGCAAUCCAGAAAUGCAGAGGCUCAAUCCCUUGAGCUAUUUACACUUAACAAUUGGCUACCGUGCAGUUAGAGGCUAUGCUUCUCUUCUUGCCAUGAAAAUUACCAAACCCAUCUGCAAUUUCAGCUAUCUAAUACAGACGAUGCAGUGCUUCAAUAUGUUUUGAGCUAGGUGGAGGCUGUCAGUCAGCUCAAAUACAGAGCUGUGGUGUUCAAUGACUGGAAAUCAAAAUGAGCAUUGAUAAUCUGAGGUGUAGCAUGUGGAAAAGCAACUGUGGUUUCAGAAAAAGAGCAUUUUCCUUCUAGAACAAGCCUGCACCUUGCCAUUAUGUUUCCCCAAGUGUUCAUGAUGGGCUUGAAUAAAUUCUCUGCCAAUCCAUUUAGAAAUGUGGCUUCCCAUAAAAUAUUUCUUCCUACUGACCACUAAUCUAUGUCAACUGUUUGUAAAAUCACUGUGUGUUUAAUGAAACUUGUUCUAAUAAUGAAUAUGCCAGUGGCUGGAAAUUGAAGCAGAGCGGGGAAGGAAAGCAGGGAUUUUGGAGUCGGUUUUGUAUGAUAUUACAAUCCAGAAGGAAGUUGGUUCAUGCAAGGUUUGCAAAGGAGGAGUUAGGGUGGAUUUAAAGGUUUGGUGGAGAGAUAGACACAGAAAGAGCUCCAGGCGUUUUGCUGCAAAGGGCGGAGUCGUGUUUGCAAGUGAUGAGUCUGUGUAGAGUGCUCUGUGGAGGUUGAACAAAUCUUGUCUAUAGAAUUGCUUGAAAUGGAAUGUGAGGGGAUGCGUUUGGAUUAACUUAUCUGCUAAAUGGAUAUGAAACUGGUUACUGAGAAACAUGGUAUGUUGAAGUAGCAAUGGAGAUUGACCAAAUCUUGAUUUGCACUAGGGGUGACAGUGGAGGUUGACCAAAUCUUGAUUUGCACAAGGGGUGGCAGCGGAGUUGGUUCCAUAGGUCUGGAAUCAAUAGUCAUAAAUGUAGGUAAAUAAGACUAAUGAAAAACAUGAAUGGUUUGUUUUUGACUCACCAUAUCAUAUAGGCCCUAGUGGUGAAAUGUUAGAAGCCAGUAAGGACUAAGAAAAAUAAAUAGUAAAUGAGUUUUCAGAGGAAAUCGAGAGCAACUUAAACCGUACCUUUGCCUUGCUUAAAGCUAGAAGCAUGAUUAAACCAGGUUGCCUGGUGAUUGUUGUUUCAGAUAUGCUGCACCCAAUAAGGUCAUGAAUGUUUCAUAGUAAUUGUUCCUUUAUAGGUGUGGAAUCAAUAGUCAUAAAUGUAGGUAAAUAAGAUUAAUGAAAACAUGAAUGGUUUGUUUUUGACUCACCAUAUCUAUAGGCCCUAGUGGUGAAGUGUUAGAAGCCAGUAAGGACUAACAAAAAUAAAUAGUAAAUGAGUUUUCAGAGGAAAUCGAGAGCAAUUUAACUGUACCUUUGCCUUGCUUAAAGCUAGGGCAUGAUUAAACCAGGCUGCGUGGUGAUUGUUGUUUCAGAUAUGCUGCAACCAAUAAGGUCAUGAAUGUUUCGUAGUAAGGUUCCUUUGUUCUCUAUUCAGUUGUUUUUUCUUCUCGCGACCUUUGCUACUAGUUUAGGAGGGAGUGUUUUGUUGGUAAGGAAAAUUUAGCUUAGUGGCUUCAAGAUACUUUAUAAAGGUCAUUCUGAAAAGAAGUCAACGGUAAAGAAGACUUGCUUUGGUAGUUUAAAUUGUACGAGCUACAAUUAAAAUAACAUGUGCUACGUUUAUUCAUUGUCUAUUCAGAUGAACAAUACAUGCAUGUGCGACAUUUGUUCGUUAUCUAUUGAGACGGACCAUGUAUGUAUGUAUUAGUAGAGCUUUUGUUUUCUUCUGGAAUAUUUGACAUUUAGCUUAGUGGCUUCAAGAUAGUUUAUAAAAGUCAUUCUGAAAAGAGUCAACUGUAAAGUAGACUUGUUUUGGUAUGUUUAAAUUGUACGAGCUACAAUUAACCUAACAUGUGUUAUUUUUAUUCAUUAUCUAUUCAGACGAACAAAACAUAUAUAUGCUACAUUUAUUCCCAAGUUACCAGUUUGGGUUUGGUUACGUAAACCCAGUUCGUGGGUUCAGGUAAAAAUUAUUUUGCCCUUUGGAUUCGUGGGUCAGGUUCGUCUGUACACACACACAUAUCUAUGUAUGUAUGUAUGAAUGUAUUUAUAUACAUACAUACAUACAUAUACAUACAUUAGGGUUUUUGGAUGAAAAAAGGUCAAAAAUGUAUGUUUUUGUUAUGUUUUGGUGCUCAGUGCCUUUGGAUACGCCUGGGUUGGUGCGUGGUGAACACAAACACCUGGGUACGUACCCAGGGCGUACCCAGGUAAACCCCCAGUUGAACCCGAACCCAGAGGAACCUGGUUCGGGUGGGUGGACCAAAAUUGGCGAACCCGAUAACAUAGAUAACCCAGUAACAUAGAUUUAUUGAUUAUCUAUUCAGACGAACUAUACAUAUAUGUAUUAGUAGAGCUUUUCUAUCUGUGAGAAACUUUCAGCCAGCUGUCAAGAACUGGCAGAGCUUGGAGGUGGGUCCCUUUUGCUCAGUAACUUAGUUGAAUUUUGAGAAAUUAGAAGUCCCUGAUGAAGAAAAUAUAUUCAGUAAUAUCCAGGAAAACUCUGAUGUUUUAGAGCUUCUCAUUGAUAUAAGUAAGAAAAAUUCUGCAAAAUGAGCUUAAAAUCAUGCCAAUAGAUAGCUAUUGUUAAAACGAUAGUUUCCCUAAUACCAAGUGCCUCAAACAUGCUUCCAAUGCAUAAAAAAUUCUGACAAUUUAAGAGCAUUCUAAUGGUUCUGUUCAACAUGCUUCCAAUCAAUUCAAAAUUGGUUGCGCCACAAUUUUUAAGAAACAUAAUUUUCUUGGUUGGAAGGAUUUUGCAAAGAAAUAUUUGUGAACUUUAAUAAAAAAAGGAUAAAUUAUCUAAUGUCAAAGUCAAACAUGGGUGUUCCCUUGCUUCAAACCCAUUGGUGUAUUUGUAGACUAAGUCACAAGGUUCGAAUUCGACAGCCAUGAAAUUCAGAUGAAAUUCGACAAGGGAAAAAUUCGAAAAAAAAAUCUGAUAAAAUUCGCCUUAUAUAAUUUUGUUUAUUUUUAAAUUUAUGUAUACUUCUAAUAAAUUAUCAGAAUAGCAACCCUUGUUGGAGAAAAUCUGAGGGCGACCCAACAGUUGCAGACACCCAUGACCCAAUAGAUACAAAGCAUAUACAAAGAAUACCCACGACCAGCUGAGUUGUGUUUAGAGGCGGAUAGCAGUGUUUUAUAGAGGAAAUUCGAUUAAAUUCGAACCUCAUCCAUGAAAAUCGCCGUAUCCUGUGACUUAGUUUGUAGAUGAUUUCAAGAUUGGAUAAAAAGGAAGUGAAAGUUAAAGUCUAAGUAACAAGAUAUGCUUUGUACAUGACUGGGUUACUCGGUAAGGCAUAUCUUCUCUCACUGAGAAAAUCAUAGAUUAGAGUCACAAUUGUGUUUAACAUCCACCCAAAGAAACAUUGAAUAUGGAGACUUUUUUUUAGAGGAUAUGCAAUAGGUUUACAAAUCUCAAAUUUCAAUACAAGUUUAUAAAGAACAUGCAGUCUUUUGAGAUUUACUGAAUAAGUAGACAAUAGUUUACCAGGCUGGGUGAGCCAGUUGAGACAUGACAUCAGAUUCUAGGCCUAAUCAGCUGAGACUUGUUUAUCUACCCAGGCACAAAAGUUAAUCCCCUUUAAUUGAUCUAAAAGUAUUGAGUAGACAGGAAUAUUAAAUAUGGAUGGAACUUGGAGGUAUUGGAAAAUCUGUCUAACUAAUACUUAAAAUUCUGAGUACAUUAUUUUUAAUUGUGAUCUCUACUUAUUAGCAGAAUCAGUAUUUAUUAUUUAAUUUUGAAGCUUUUUUUACAACCCUUAAAAGCUCUCCUUCCAAGAUCCAUCAUGAUUGGAGCCUGAGCUCUUGCUUGUUGUCAAGGAUUGUGCCUGAGCAUGAUGCCUUCCAGCAACCAGCUCCCAAGCUUGCCACUGAUUGAGAUGCCCUGGCUGAGACUCUGUAGCACGUGUUGCCAUUCUACCCUCCAUGAUUUCAAGGAUUGCGGACAUACAAGGCCUUGCACCAGGAUUCUCAUAGGUGCGCAAUAGACCAGCAUAAAUCAUUCACACCACUUCUUCUUCAUUGUAUCCUGAUGGUGAUAGGUUUGUAUUUACCAAUUCGAGAGUCUUCUUAUCCUCGUAUAAAUGCCAAGCCGGUAUUACCAACUCAGAUAUUUUGUUAUUCAUUCAAGAAGAUAACUCCUUUCUUCUUCCAAGCUCAUUUCUGUGUGGGUUGUGUUGAAAUUAAAUAGCUAGUUCGAAUUAUUUGAUGGCAAAUAUAUAUAUUGUAAUAACUUAAGUGAUUACAAUACUUGUAACUUGUAAUAAAAAGGGCAGGUCCUAUUUGGGCAAUUGAUUUAACUUGUAAAUUGUAUAUGGGUCCUGACCCAUAUGUAACUUGUAAAUUCAAAAUUAUAUCUUGGCGCCAGAAUAUGCAAGGCCGACCAAGGUUUAUUGUUGACAUGAAUUCAUAUAUAAGUAAGAUGAUUUGAGGAUCACAUAUGAUCAAUCACAAGUGAAUAUAUAUCUCUCUACCUUAUGUGAUCUGCUUCCAGCUGCAAUCAUCAUCAUCAGCAAAAGGAUAUUCAUCAAGGGUGAGCGAACUUCAGCGAAUUGGUUUCUUGUUGAAGCGAAUCUGAUCUAGGAGUGCAAAUCUGUCCUAGGGCAUCCAAACCUCAUAAACUCCACUGAAUUUCUGUUCUUGUGGCUGGGCGAAUUAGUAUGGAAUCUGAGCUGUGAAUCUACCUUAUAUCUGGGCGAACUAUUGAUCAUUCUGAGCUGCAUUCCAGACCUGAAUCUGAUCAGCAUUGUGGAGCAGACUUGUGCCAAUUAUGGGCGACUAUGCUGGGCGAUAUUGAGUUGUCUAACUCACUAAUUUAAGAGCAGCAAUCAUCCUCUUCUGUGGUGCCGAAACCCUACUUGUGGGAUCAGCGAAUUAGGGCCUGCACAUCAGUGAUUUAGAUUGGGCAAAGCUCUGCCCUAGGUUGAUGAUUUAAUCAGAUAAGUGAUCUGAUCUUCAUUGUACUUGUAAUUUGCUCAUGAUUAAAGGAUUUUGAUCUUGACUU
Messenger RNA from Cryptomeria japonica (Japanese cedar), 10799 nucleotides. Its product is annotated as pentatricopeptide repeat-containing protein At2g06000. The coding region runs from base 157 to 1881 and encodes 574 amino acids. The transcript has a single exon. Gene Ontology annotation, molecular function: protein binding. The record is from RefSeq and is a predicted model, not a curated record. NCBI's taxonomy places the organism in Eukaryota, Viridiplantae, Streptophyta, Pinopsida, Cupressales, Cupressaceae.